AGGCGCCAGGAGCCCUGCGUCCUCCGCUUCCGGCUCCCGGAACGCCCAAGGCGCGGGAGCGGCCGGGUCAGCGCUUGGACCUGGGUCCGGCCCGCAGCCUCAAGGCCCCGCGGGCGCAGCGGGGCGGGAGGCGGGGCGGCCCGGCCGUGGGCGGAGCGGCGGCCGCGGCCGUGAGCCCGCCCCCAACUCACCCUCAGCCGGCUGGCUGGCGCGGCCAUGGAGGUCUACAUCCCGUCCUUUCGCUAUGAGGAGAGUGACCUGGAGCGGGGAUACACGGUGUUUAAGAUAGAAGUGCUAAUGAAUGGAAGAAAACAUUUUGUUGAAAAGAGAUACAGUGAAUUUCAUGCUUUGCACAAAAAGCUUAAGAAAUGUAUAAAAACUCCAGAAAUCCCUUCUAAACAUGUUAGGAACUGGGUCCCCAAAGUCUUGGAACAGCGACGACAAGGCUUGGAAACAUACUUACAGAAAGAAUGCACUGGGACACUCUUUUCUGCAGCUGAGAGGAGCAAGCAGAACUGCCUAAGUGAGAUAGGACAAAGACCAUCUCUCUACCAAGUGACAGAAGAAGCAAAAGGAGAAGGUAGAGCAGUAUCAGCUUCUCUGAGUUUUAAAACAAAAAGAAAUAGCGGCCCCAGGUGAGUACUCAGUGUAGUCAUCAUUAAGUCCAAAGAACACUGUGCAGGGCAGGAGCUGGGGUGGGCAGGCCCUGAGGUCAGCCGGUACCAUCCUGCCACUAACCCUUCUUGGUGAGGCGGUAGGUGCCAUCCUGCCACUAACCCAUCUUGAUAAGGGCCAGUGAUAGGGUUCUUCCCUGGCACCAGAGUCCACUGGAGAAGCGACACAUGAGAAUGAUGGAGUGAACAUGACUGGGGGCAGGGGAAUCUUGGCUCUUUGAAACAAAAGAGCUGGACUCCCACCUAAGAGCUGUGAAUUAAUGAUUGACCCAUCUAAGACACGUUACAUCAAACAAAUGAGCAGCCCUGACUGUGUUCUCCCUUUGAUAUCUUCAUGGCCCUUUAAGCAUUAACCCUAGGGUGGAUUCUGUUGAGGAGGGAAACUGAGAACUGUGGAGCUAGUGUGCCGUUUCUUCUACAGAGCUCUAUGAAUGGCUGUCCCUGAAUCACUGGUGAUGAGAAGCUGAGGGGAGGCCGACUCCUCAGGCUUGCGCUUAGUGAGAAAUUCAGAGGACUAUCUCUCAGUAGAAAGAUGCCAGAAUUCCGUUCCUGGCCCUUGUAGUUUUCCUGGUCUUUACAGUGCUCUAAUAGGAAAGCUGACAUGCAGAAGGCCCCUGAGGACAUCUAAGGAGGGCUGUCUUUACUGUUUGCUCUUUUGCUUUUGGACUUGUUAGAAGAAUCCUUCACUGUCUCUCUCUGGGGGUGAGAGCUUAAAGGAAAUAGGAAUUAACAUCACAAGAAUGUGUGUGGCCAUGGUUUUUGAGACUGUGUAUGAGGAGCUAUGAUCCUUCCAUAGCUUCAGGCAACACUGCAGAGCAAAAAACAAACCAAAAAAAAAAAAAUCAGACUUCAGAAAAUUGUAUGCAAAGAGUAAAAAUGCAUGUUCUCUAUAAUUAAAUGGAAUAGGUAAACAAUGCAUUCUUAUUUGUAAGCCAGAUUUUCCAUGAUGCUAUAUAUCUUCAAACUUUAGUUCUGAAGAAAGUUCUACUCUGUUCCCCUCAUUGUAUUUGACACAUGAUUUCCAUUACUACUCAGUAUAAACAUUUUAGGUUGUUUGUACUUCGGAUGUAAGUAUGUGCAUAAAAUCAUCUGGCACAGAGAGGAGUUUAUAGUGACACUCAAAUUGAGCUUAGAAUUUUCUAUUCUCAGAAAUAAGGUUUGAAAGAUGUGGUCGAAGGGCUCAGAGGGCCCUUGCUUCCUGUUGUGCAUUUAAUAGUCAAUUUGUUGUCACUUAAUUCCUCCAGGAGUUCAAGGGAGCUUUCUUUUCCACUUGAUUCUACUUGCAGGCAAUGGGAGCUAGAUGGAAGUUGCAAAGAUAAGCCUGAACACUUUAUUAAUCUUAAAUUAAAUGCAAAUCCUAGCCUAGCUGUCAUAUCUUGAUCAUUUCACGUCUCUUUAGAAGUAAGACAGUAUUACUGUUUCUUUUGCUUGCUUACAUGACACCAGCUAGAAUCCAUGCAUGCUCAGGACCAGUCUGAAACCCAGGGAGUGGGUGCCACCAGCACUUUCUCAUCAGGUACCAUCCUGCCACUAACCCAUCUUGGUAAGGGCCAGUAGUAUGGUCCUGAUCUGGCCCAUGAGCCUAAAAAUGUAUUAAUACCUCCAAGCCAUAGCAUCUUAAGUGCACAGGAAACUUAGAUAUUACAUAGUCCAGCCCUUCAGCUAUUUCACAGUCAUCCCUCUGGCGUCAAUUUCCCACCCAUAAAACAGGCAGAUCAGCUCUUGAGAGGGUCAGAGAAAACAACUCUUCCUGCCAUCCAAGGGGCAACUAGUACAUUCUGGACUAUGGUUGAGUACAACCCCACACAUUUCCUAAGGUGAUUCCACACUGCUCUUUUAUUUUAGACAUGGACAAACUGAGGUCCAGUGGAAUUAAAAAUUUUGCCCCUAGCCGGGCGCGGUGGCUCACGCCUGUAAUCCCAGCACUUUGGGAGGCUGAGGCGGGCGGAUC
Messenger RNA from Macaca mulatta (Rhesus monkey), 2625 nucleotides. The record is from RefSeq and is a predicted model, not a curated record. NCBI's taxonomy places the organism in Eukaryota, Metazoa, Chordata, Mammalia, Primates, Cercopithecidae.